This is a messenger RNA of Rodentolepis nana, 333 nucleotides long. The record is from the annotation of a GenBank genome assembly. NCBI's taxonomy places the organism in Eukaryota, Metazoa, Platyhelminthes, Cestoda, Cyclophyllidea, Hymenolepididae.
AUGAACCCCGAAAUUGUUGUGAAUAACUCUCCGCCAUUAUUUGGAUCAAUUCUAACAGGUAUUACCCAAGAGGAUAUCGAUGAAAAACGCCGGGUCCCCGAACGUGAAAUGCUUGCAGCGAUGGAGCGCUUAGUAAGAACCGGCAGUGAUCUGAACAAACUUGAUAGCCAAGGAGCAGCCCCGUUGCAUAUAGCGGCGGCAUGUGGAUACCUGGAUGUAGUUGGAUUUCUACUUCAACACGGCGCGAACAUCGAUCUGCCUGAUCGUGACGGUUGGAUGGCCAUCCAUGUUGCUGCAUGUUGGGGACAGGUGCUAUUUAUUCUCUCCUCUUGA